UUGGCCUCUUCUCUUAUAAUGCUUUCCUCCCUCACGUUUAUUUUGGCUUUGCUCUCUGCUAUCUAGUCUCUACCACCCCCCCAAUUCUGCUUUAUUACGACCGAUUUGAGUUUUCAGCAGGAUUUGAAGCCAUACACAGUCACGAACUUGGAUCUUUUUCUAGGCUCUUCGUCCACUCUCUCUCUCUCUACCCAGCCGCUCGCUCUCCACCGAAACACUUCUGUCUGUCUGCCUCUCUCUCUCUCUCGCUUCCCCAUUGGGCAGUCGACAUGGGUUGCUUCCCGAAUGGUUAUGUGUAUCCUGUUCUGUUUUAGUUUUGGUUUGAUCGAAUCGGUGAUUGACAUGGAAUCCAGAUUCUAAUUUAAAAAGUUGGAUCUUUUUCUUCCUAGCUCGUUUCUCAUCAACUUUAAUCUGUUUUCUUUUAUCUUCUAUUUUGCUUUUUCUUUUUGUUUGUCAAUCCAUAUCUCAUCUAUUUCCCGAGAGAGCGGGCGGCUGGCAGCAGCAGGCUUUCCUCCUUUCAAUUUUCGGCUUUAAAUCCAGCAGCAUCGAGCAAGGGAAACCUUGUUUCUCUAGUUCGUACGUAUCAGAGUUUGUAUUAUUGGUGCAACCGACAUGGCAAACGUCAACAGCCGUAGCACAUCGAAACAGGGAUGUGGUGAGACUCAGGACAAGGGCAAGAAUCCGGUUAGCUUAGAGGGGCGCCAAUGGAUGCCGGUUUUUGAGGGGGCGUCCAUUUCACCCAGGCCUCUCAAGAAGAUUCGAAGCCCUGAACGUCAGAAUCCUUGUAAUUCUUCUGUUUCAAUCACAGAUCAAGCAACCCACGUCUCACUUUUUUCUUCUCCUUCUAUUAGUACAGUUACUACAACAGAUACGGUGAUUACUCAACCUUCUUCCAGGAUUGUAUUCCCUUUUGCCUUUGAUGGAUCUCAGCAUACAGAGAUGACCAACCAUUUCGGAACAACACCAUUUACUCUGUUCCAUCAACCCCACCCACAGCACCAGCAGAUGAUUUCAUUCAUUCCCCAGAACCAUGGGAUGGGUUACUACCCGCCGUUCUUCAUCGGAGAAGGGCAGUCGACAGAGCAACAGCAACAGCUUCUCCGGUAUUGGAGUGACGCGCUCAAUCUCAGCCCUCGGGGCCGGACGAUGAUGAUGAACAGAUUGGGACAGCAUGGUAGGAGCUUGUUCAGACCUCCAGCUCCUCCAGGAUCCACCACCAAGCUCUACAGAGGAGUAAGGCAACGCCAUUGGGGUAAAUGGGUAGCCGAGAUUCGUCUCCCUCGCAACAGGACUCGCCUUUGGCUCGGCACCUUUGACACAGCAGAAGAUGCCGCCUUGGCCUACGACCGCGAGGCCUAUAAAUUGAGAGGGGAUCAUGCUCGCCUCAACUUCCCCGAACUCUUUCUUGGCAGGGACGGUGCUGCGACUGCUCCAAGUUCAUCAUGUUCAUCACCCCCAACUCCCAAUGCAAAUCCUCACCAACCCCGCCAGCAGCAACCGUUGCCGCCUCAGCCUCAUUCGGAGUCUCAGCAUGUGGAGACUGCGCCCAUGCCUCCCAACAAUCCAAGCGAUGAUGGCCCAGAGAAGCCCAAUUUUCAGGGCAACUCUCCUGCCGGAAUGGGAUUGGGAUCGAGUGGACUAACGGAUGCUCAGGCUCUGACACCAUCAGCUUCCGUAACUGGGGAAGGGAUUUCUGCAUCUUCGGAGUUGGUAUGGGGAGACAUGCAAGAGGCCUGGUUCAAUGCCAUACCAGCUGGCUGGGGUCCAGGUAGCCCUGUUUGGGACGAUAUCGACACCAUAAAUAAUCUACUUCUACAGUCCCAUCUUGCUAUGCCCACCUCUAGUCAGCAGGAACUUCAAGCCACUGACUUUCAAAAUCAACCCGACAGCCCAACUCCUUCUCCCUCUUAGUCUUGUCCCUUUGGCCAUUUGGAUGCAGAUUGGAACCUGCCUCUUGUUGGCUCAUCCCUCCAGACUCGAUCCAGUCAUCAAUUCUCUUCCUUCUCCAUCCCCAGUUAGGCGUUAGCAUUUAGAAACAAAUUAGAACAUCCUUCGAGUUCUCUCACAGGUUGCAGAUUUUUUAACAAGGACAGCCCGUGAUUUCUUAGGAAUUCUGUUAGUUUUUCUUAUUAGAAACCCAGUUCAUGCUUCUUCUUCUUCUUCUUCUCGCUUUCCCUCUCUUGUCGAUGCCAAUACACCCCCCCCCCCUCCUCUUCAACAUUCAAGUAUUCUAUAGAUUUUCAGGUUCUGCCACUGCUGAACAAAGGCUGUGCAUUUUUUUAUUGGGCCUUACAGCAAUGGCGGGUCUUAAAUUCCAACAAGUUCGAUCUCCUGUCUUUCCCUUUCUCUGUCUUUCUUUUCCUUCUGUUUUCUUUAUUAUUUUUAAUCUUCACAUUUCAGGAUUCCGGCGAAGUAGUAGUUAAAGUAGUUAUAGCCUUAUAGGCCCCAUAUCAGUGGUUGUUUCUCUGUUUUGGAUCUUUUGGUUGUUGUUACAGUAACGAAGCACAUGUAUUUGAGUUGAGAUGCUACUGCGUGGGACCUAGGAGGAGGCUGAGACGGUUUUGUGAUCUCGCUCUCCCACGCUUCUGUCCAUUCCAUCACCAGCCUUGCUUCUGUUCUUCCACUACUGCACAGCAUAGAUGAUUUGUACAAUGUGGGGUUUUCAUCAGGUAGCAUGUUCGUACUUUUGUAGAAAUAAAAUUGAAGCUUUCUCUCUCUCUCUCUCUCUCUGAUUAUUUUAUCAAGAUGAAAUUAUCAGUUAGCAGAAGGGCUUAUUGUUGUUGUUGUCA
Messenger RNA from Nelumbo nucifera (sacred lotus), 2789 nucleotides. Its product is annotated as ethylene-responsive transcription factor ERF054-like. Lineage: Eukaryota; Viridiplantae; Streptophyta; Magnoliopsida; Proteales; Nelumbonaceae. Gene Ontology annotation, biological process: regulation of DNA-templated transcription. The record is from RefSeq and is a predicted model, not a curated record. Gene Ontology annotation, molecular function: DNA binding; DNA-binding transcription factor activity. Gene Ontology annotation, cellular component: nucleus.